AUGCAGGAUCACGACUGGCAGAUCCUCGGGCUCACCGCCGUGGGCACCCUCAGCCUUGUCUCCAUCGCCACCGCAGGCAUUGCCACAAGUCCUUCGAGGGCCGCCGUCACCUACGAAAAUCUGGUUCCUGGUGUUCUUCCGAACCUUCCGGUUGGCCCUGCGCCGUCAUCAGCCAUGGCAACCUUUGACAGCGUGCAGUCGCCGCCGCCCGCGACCUUCUGGGGUCCGGAUCCCGUCCCCCUGCAGCAGCGAUUCGCGGCCAUCAAGCGCAGCCUUAUCGCCGGCCACGAGACCGAGCUGGAGACUUGCUGGGCUAGACUCAUCGACGCCCUGAGGGUCGAGGUCGAGCAUGUCGAGCUUCUCGGCGCCCACCUCGUCCCCUCCAUCGAAUUCGCCGACCUCGCCGAUCCGGCCCAGACAUCCCGCUUCGGCCGCGACCUACGUCGCUAUGGCGUCGGCGUCGUUCGCAAGGUUUUCCCCCGCCGUGACGCAGAAGCUUCUGCCCUUGACACGAUUCGGUACCUCGACAGCCGGCGGCCACGAGGCGGAGGCGUUGCGACCGGACCCUCGGAAGCAGGCGUCGCAGCGCCUCGUCAGGCGAACGCUCGACCUCAUGCUCGGUCUCAUUCGCAUUCUCAUUUUCGCGCCCCAAGACAGGACCCGACAUGCCUAGACUGCUUCUGGACCCCGGCUCAAGUUCGUGCCCGGGCCCAUCCGAAUGUCCUAUACGCCCAGCGGUUCAUGAUGAGCCUCUGGGGACCCGUCGCCGACAAGCGCUUUGCCACGCAUCUCCCCAUCGCCUACGUGGACAGGAUACGGAUUCAUGGCGGAGGGUUUGGACCAGAAUCUACCGGUGGAUUCAACGCCAACGACACCAACGCGGCCGCUUCCAAUGCUUCACCUCCGCCUGCCAACAUGGCAUUCUCGCCGCCGCAGCAGAAUCCGCAAUCAUUCUUUGCCAACCAGUCCGCCGACGACUGGAUCAAUGCGCUGCAGUCCUCGGCUGGCAUCAUCGCCCAGGUCGACAACGGUUCGCUUGAGAGGUGGGAGCCCGACGGAUACGGCCGGAGCGGCACAUACGACCGCAUCUUCCAUGGCCGCUGGGAGGACUACGAUCCCUGGGAAUGUUCCAGUCGAGUGAACUCGACCAUGGACUUGUACAACGGGUACGGUGCCUGCACUAUUUUUCGCAUGUUCCAAGGACUUCUUGCGCUCUCUACGAUAGAACCCGGCAUGCUGCGUUUGUUUCCCUCGCCAAAGCUCGUCACGGCCUAUUAUCUCCUGCGGCCCUUCUUCACUCCUCGCACACCUGCCCCAGCCUCGCGCACCGGCCCAGAAUGGGACGCUUACCUCGCGGCGAGCAAUUGGAGGCUGCAACGGGAACCGGACACCAUCAUUCACGGCGCCGUCCCUGGUCAUGCUCAACGGGUGACGGAACACUGGCACCCGCAUCUCUGCCUCAGGAGCAGCCUCGUCACGCUCCCUACCCUCCAGCCUGGCGAUUACAUCUUUUGGCACCCUGAUUUGCCCUACCACAUCUCCAACGGCGCCGGCCAUGGAAUGCAAACACCAAGCGGCAACGCAGCUGGCGCCGACGAGAUCAGCAUGCUCGUCUACAUUCCCGCCGCGCCGCUGACACAGACAAAUGCGCUGUACCUCGCCCGUCAACGCAAGGCCUUUCAGCGAGGAUACCCGGGACCCGAUUUUGACUCGGCCGGUACGGGCUUCGUCGCCGAGGAUCCCUCAACGAGGCCGGGAGAAAGUGAGAUGGAGUUCGUUGGAGGGAUCGAUGGGCUGAGGGCCAUGGGGUUGGCAAGGUGGAACACGGACGAUGUAAAGGACGAAGUCGCCGGGCUUGCCAAUUCUAUCCUGUUCCCAGAGUGA
Drechmeria coniospora is the source of this 1884-nucleotide messenger RNA. RefSeq names its product DUF1479 domain-containing protein. Bases 1 to 1884 code for a protein of 627 amino acids. Lineage: Eukaryota; Fungi; Ascomycota; Sordariomycetes; Hypocreales; Ophiocordycipitaceae. The transcript is spliced from 2 exons. The record is from RefSeq and is a predicted model, not a curated record.